AUGCGCCGCCUCCGCCGCGCCGCCGCGCUCCCCCUCCCUCUCUUCCUCCUCGCCCUCGCGGCCACCACCACCACAAAGUCCACAACGGCGGCGGCGGCGGCCGUGGCGAAGGCUCCCGCGGCAGCGGCGCCGCCGGCGCCUCCGAACGUGACCGCGGAGAUGGCCAAGGGCGGGUGCAAGGCGUUCGCGGACCUGAUCGCGGCGUCCCCCGACGCGUCGUCCACGUACCAGUCGGCCGUGGAGGGCGGCAUGACGGUGUUCUGCCCCUCCGACGACGCCGUGCGGGCGUUCCUGCCCAAGUACAGGAACCUCAGCGCGGACGGGAAAGCGGAGCUGCUGCUGUUCCACGCCGUGCCCGUGCACUACUCGCUGGGGAGCCUCAAGUCCAACAACGGGCCCAUGAACACGCUGGCCACCGACGGCGCCGCCCGGAACUUCAACUUCACGGUGCAGAACCAGGGCGACGUCGUCACCAUCCGGACGGCCGCCGCCAGUGGCGGCGCGCCGCCCGCGCGGGUCAAGUCCACGGCGGUCGACAGGGACCCGCUCGCCAUCUACGUCAUCAGCGCCGUGGUGGAGCCCGUGGAGCUCUUCAAGCCUGCGCCGGCGCCGACGCCCGCGCCCGCGCCCGCCCCCGCCGCCGCGGACGCGCCCACCAAGGCCGGCAAGGCGGCCGCGCGCCAGAGCCACGCGCCGCCCGCCGUGGCCGACGCGCCCGGCCCCGACGCGGAAGACAACGCGGCUCCUGUGGACCAGAAGGACGCCAAGAAGAGCGCGGCCGCCGGCGCGCCGUGCGACCGGUGGUGGCUCGCCGGCUCGCUGGCGGCGGCCGUGGCCUCAGCAUUGGCUUAG
Messenger RNA from Miscanthus lutarioriparius, 852 nucleotides. Lineage: Eukaryota; Viridiplantae; Streptophyta; Magnoliopsida; Poales; Poaceae. The record is from the annotation of a GenBank genome assembly.